UAAUGUGUUUGAAAAAGGAAAAGAAGCCCAGGAACCAGUGUCUUCUUUGCGACUCGCCGGAGGUGGCUAGCUACAACCUAUACUCGAUAGAUUUACCGGACUUAUAGACUCGCCGCUCCGGCGAGUUUCUUCGCUAAUUUGUUGAACCGAAAGUUUUAAGUUAUUUAAUAGGAAGCAUUGUAAACAUGCCUAAACUUCUAUCGAAAGUCCGUGCGAGUUCGAUAGUGCAAACACUUUUAAAUGAUAUUCGAAAUGGAGGGAAGGAAAUCGGAGGCUUUAGCCAAGCUAUGAGAACUUUCACUACUUCUAGCGGGCAUGUCGAGGAGCCUGUUUCAGGAUUAGGGCAAAAACAAAUUGUUGAUGCACUUGUCUUUGGAGAGAGAAGCAGAGCUGUUAGUCUUCUCUAUGAAUUUAGUCUUGGAAACAACAAAUUGAGCGCCAAUGAUUUCGCUUCUAUCCUGCAAACUUGUGCAAGAUUGCCUGAUCCAUUAUUUGUGAUGGAGACUUGGAAGAUUAUGGAGGAGAAGGAAAUCGACAUUAGUGCCAAGUGCUAUUUUCUUGCCGUUCGAGCACUCUGUAAAGGGGGUUACUUAAAGGAGGCGCUCAGUUUGAUGAGUAUCAUGGAAGAAAACCCAAAUAGUUAUUCUAUGUUGCCUGUUUAUAACAACUUCUUGGUGGCUUGUUCUGAAACACAUACAGUAGAUUAUGCUAAUGAAUGUAUGGGUUUGAUGGAGCAUCAGAUGGUGGGAAAGAAUGAGAUAACAUAUGCUCAGUUUCUCAAGCUUGCAGUUUUGCAGCAAAACCUGUCUGCUGUCCAUGAAAUCUGGAAGGAAUGUAGUAAAUAUUACAGUCUCAGCGUUAUUUCUCUUAGGAAGUUUAUAUGGUCCUUUGCAGAGCUGAGAGAUCUGCAAUCAGCCUACACAACCUUACAACACAUGGUGAGCUUGGUUAUUAGAGAAAACUCUUACAUAAGUAGAACUGCUGAAGGAAGGUUUUGUGAUUUAAGAUUGGAUAUUCCAGCACCUUCCACUGGCAACCUGAGUUUCAUCGAUGCAUCUCUCAACACAGAGGGUAGCACCAAUUUUGACUUGGAAAGGCAAAGUAUUGGCAGCAUUGAAAUAAGCACAGUAAAAAAACCAUUAAGUGCAUCUGUUACGAAGCUUUUAAGGUGGUCCUUCAAUGAUGUCAUGCAUGCUUGUGCAAAAGUUCAAAGCUGUGAUUUGGCUGAGCAGUUAAUGUUACAGAUGCAAACUCUUGGUUUGCAACCAUCAGGGAGUACAUAUGAUGGCUUCAUUAGGGCAAUUGUUAUCACAAGAGGCUUUAGUGAUGGAGUGGAAGUGUUAAAGGUUAUGCAAGAGAAAAAUAUUAAGCCUCAUGAUUCAACUCUUGCUGUUUUAGCAGUCAUCUGCAGCAGAGAGUUACAACUCGAUAGGGCAGAGGCUUUCUUGGAUGAGAUGGCCGAAAUCCGAAGUCCUCGUCCUUAUAAUGCUUUCCUUGAAGCAUGUGAUGUCCUGGAUCAACCUGAACGAGCAGUUCAGAUAUUGGCUAAGAUGAAAAAGUUGAAUCUCCAGCCAAAUAUCAGGACAUAUGAAUUGCUAUUCUCACUGUUUGGUAAUGUGAAUGCACCUUAUGAAGAGGGCAACAUGCUGUCACAGGUGGAUGUUUCUAAAAGGAUAAAUGCUAUAGAAAUGGAUAUGAUGAAAAACGGCCUUCAGCACAGUCAUCUGUCAUUGAAGAAUGUGUUGAAAGCGCUUGGAACAGAAGGGAUGAUAAAGGAGCUGAUUCAAUAUUUACAUGCUGCGGAGAAUCGGUUCUCUCGUUACGACACUUAUAUGAUCACACCUGUCUAUAAUACAGUUUUGCAUUCCCUUGUUGAGGCUAAAGAGAGUCAAAUGGCAACACAGAUAUUCAAAUCUAUGGUGUCUUCUGGAGUUCCACCUGAUGCUGCAACAUAUAACAUCAUGAUUGAUUGCUGUAGCAUUAUUGGAUGUUUCAGAUCUGCACUUGCCCUGAUCUCUAUGAUGUUACGCAAUGGUUUCAAUCCUCAAGCAGUGACUUUAACUGGUCUGUUAAAGGUAUUUGUUUAGUCUUGUUUAGCUAUUCUCACUAAUCUGCGGAAGCUGGAUCAUUAGAAAAAUAAAAAUAAAAAUAAAAAGUAAACUUGCACAAACUUGGCCUAAGCACCUAGCCUUCUUUAUUUGGUGAAAAGGACUUUUUAUGAAGUGGGCAGUAUGUGCUUUCUAGCACUUAUCCCGCUAACCUUUUGACUAUUUAGAAACUUUGCCAAGAAAAUCAAUCAAAUGAUUCACUAAACCUCGUAAACCCAAGUCCACCAUAACUAAGUUGUUUGUUUUCUAAAACGCUGCAACAGUUUGGGUUUGUCUGAUACUUUAUUGAGCUGGAAGGGGCUUUCUUUAAACGAAUAUAUUGGCCAUUGGUUGGGACAAAAUGCCUUGCCACAACCAUCACUUAU
Molecule: messenger RNA, 2473 nt
Organism: Nicotiana tabacum (common tobacco)
Lineage: Eukaryota; Viridiplantae; Streptophyta; Magnoliopsida; Solanales; Solanaceae
Source: RefSeq, a predicted model, not a curated record